AUGGACCGACUUUUCUACUUCAAAGUCGAGGUUAUCAAAUACCAUCCAUUCUAUAGAAUCGGGAAAAUCUGCAUGGGAAAAAUGGCUGGCUACAAAGUGCUGAUUCGAGGCGGAAUGAAUUCCUACGAAGAAUUUUUUUCGGAGAAAUUGGACGUCUAUUGCAAUUUGACUCUCAAUGAGCCAUACCAGUUCGUCGGAACCCAAGGUUCCGCAUUUAUUCGCAACAAUUCCAUCUAUACAGCAAUGAUGACCAAUUGUGCCGAUUCGGGUCAAUUGCAGCAGACGAUCGCCGAGCAUGGCUUCCGAAACUAA
Messenger RNA from Caenorhabditis bovis, 312 nucleotides. The record is from the annotation of a GenBank genome assembly. NCBI's taxonomy places the organism in Eukaryota, Metazoa, Nematoda, Chromadorea, Rhabditida, Rhabditidae.